UCUCUUCUCCCGUAGAGUUAGUAGUGUGUUGGGAAGCUGCACAGAAGCUCCGGUCACUGAAAGGUAACUUUUAUAAAGCAGCUCUUAUACUGCGAAUGUUUCAUUUUCUCAUACGACGCGCAGCAGUGGAGCGUUAUCAAAGACUGGAGCGUUUUAUUUAGCCCCCCGCCUUUUCCUCUUGGAUGUAUCGCUUGAAGAACUAGGAACGGACCGCGCAGCUCACCGAAGCCGGGAUGAGCGGGACCUCCGCGGGGUCGGCCGCGGCGCCCUGCCGCUUCGCGCACUACUUUGUUAUUUGUGGAAUAGACACAGAAACGGGACUUGAACCGGACGAGUUAGCAGCUUUGCACCGGUGGCUAGAAGCAGACCGCCAAGGCAGGGAUCCAGAUACUGCAUCUGCAGGUGAAAACUUUGAGCAGAGUCCCCUGAAGAGGACAUUCAAGUCCAAAGUUCUUGCACGUUAUCCAGAAAAUGUGGAGUGGAACCCAUUCGACCAGGAUGCUGUUAACAUGCUCUGUAUGCCCAAAGGUUUGUCAUUCAGGACACAGGCAGACCAGCGCGAGCCUCAGUUCCACUCCUUCAUCAUCACCAAGGAGGAUGGAUCUCGAACAUAUGGUUUCGUUCACACCUUUUAUGAGGAGGUGACCAGCCCACAGAUCUGCUCUGCCAUGCAGACUCUCUACCAGAUGCACAAUGCCGAGCAAACAAAUGCCGCUUCUUCCUCCUCCUCUUCUUCCUCCAGCAUGGACUCACUAGCCAGCAGUUUAGAUGAUGGUUACUCCCCCACCUCAUCAUCCUCAUCAUCUUUAUCUCGUGCAGCGGGGAGCUAUGACUCGUCACGGGACACGCUCUAUGUGUCCAAAGCCUUGUGUCUGAUCACGCCUAUGCCCUUCAUGCACGCCUGCCGGCGCUUCCUUGCACAGAUGCACUCUGCUGUUAUAGCUGCAACCGCACCCCCCUUGCCACUGGAGAGCUACGUUUACAACAUCCUGUACGAGGUGCCGCUGCCUGCUCUGGGGCGUUCACUCAAAUUCCACGGCAUAUACGAACCCAUUGUCUGCCAAAGGCCGGGACCAGGAGAGCUUCCCCUGGCCGACUUCCCCCUGGCAGAGGCCUUUUCUCUGCUAGGCGUGGAAAACCUGGUCCAGGUGUUCACCUGCACCUUGCUGGAGAUGCAGAUUCUGCUGUACUCACAGGACUACCAGCGGUUGAUGACAGUGGCAGAGGGCAUCACCACCCUCCUAUUUCCCUUCCAGUGGCAGCACGUCUAUGUUCCCAUCCUGCCAGCCUCCCUCCUUCAUUUCCUAGAUGCACCUGUUCCCUACCUGAUGGGCCUGCAGUCCAAAGAGGGCACUGACCGCUCCAAACUUGAGCUUCCUCAGGAGGCCAACCUGUGUUUUGUGGAUAUUGACAACCACUCCAUCGAGCUUCCAGAGGACUUCCCUCAGUUCCCAAACAAGACCGAAUUCAUCCAGGAGCUCACUGAGGUGUUAUUAAGCUUUGGCUUCUCUGCCAACACUGGCGCCCCGCCCCGGACCCGCUCCAGUCCUGGCAGCACCUCGUCCACCCCAGGAAGGGAACGCAAAUCCGCCACCCUUCGACAGCUAGAGGACGAUGGACGUAAUGGCAAUCUGGCAGGAGAGGAGUUAGUGGUGCUGGAGCUGCUGCAGGGAAAUGCUACGCUGGAGAGACUGCAGGCACUGACUAAACGCACUGGGGUGACUGUGGCACGUGUGGAAGCCCUGAGAGCUGGAGUCAAAGGUCAGCCCACCGACGGAGGGAACCAAACAGGAGGUGAAGAAGAGGAGCUAAGGAACGCCAAACUGAACGUUCAGCUGAGGGAGGUGUUCGCCAGCCGCUUCACUACCAUGUUUGCAGACUAUGAAUCGUUUGUUAUCCAGAGCGCUCCUGAUCUGGAGUCCUGGCUCACCAACAGGGAGCAGAUGCACAACUUUGACAAGGCUUCAUUCCUGUCAGACCAGCCAGAGCCCUACCUUCCCUUUCUGUCUCACUUCAUCGAGACACAGAUGUUUGCCACCUUCAUCGACAACAAGAUCAUGUCUCAGUGGGAGGAGAAGGAGCCUAUGCUCCAUGUCUUUGACACUCGUAUUGACAAGGCACGCCUCUAUAAUAUCCGUGCUCCCAGUCUCCGGUCGUCCUGCUACCAGAGGUGCUCCAUCCUCAAAGAGUCUGCUCAGGCCAUUGAGCAGCGGCUGAUGAAGAUUGACCACACGGCCAUCCACCCACACCUGCUGGACAUGAAGAUCGGUCAGGGGAAGUACGAGCAGGGGUUCUUCCCCAAACUGCAGACCGAAGUGCUCAACACAGGACCGAGCAAUAACAAGUGGUGUCACAAGGCAGCAACAGCUCAGCGCAGAAAAGAUCGCCACAGACAACAAACGGAACAUCUAACCCUUGAUAAUGACCUGAAAGAGGUGGAGGGCUGCCUGGUCCUACAGAAUUCCAUGGCAUUUUGGGAGUGGGACAAUGCAUCCCCUCCUCCUGUCAAACCACCUAAAAAAUCUGCUUCUGCUUCCUGCCUGAAGUACAUGCAGGAGGCCCGCAGCCUCGGGAAGAAUCUGCGACAGCCUAAACUCUCCGACCUGUCGCCUGCCGUGAUCGCCCAGACCAACUGGAAGUUUGUGGAAGGGUUGCUCAAGGAGUGUCGCAUGAAGACCAAGCGUAUGCUGGUGGAGAAGAUGGGCCGCGAGGCGGUGGAGCUGGGUCAUGGCGAGGCCAGCAUCACUGGAUUAGAGGAGAACACUCUGAUCGCCAGUCUGUGUGACCUGCUAGAGAGAAUCUGGAGCCACGGGCUGCAGGUCAAACAGGGGAAGUCUGCUCUGUGGUCUCACCUGCUGCACUAUCAGGCCCGGGAGGAGAUGCUGGCGCAGCAGGCUGACUCACCAGCGCCUCGCCUUCUUGAGAGGAGGAAGUCUGAUAGUUCCAUAGCGAUGCCUUCUCUGCGUGUGUCUCUCAUUCAGGAUAUGAGGCAUAUCCAGAGUAUGUCAGAGAUCAAGACGGACGUUGGCCGAGCCAGAGCCUGGAUUCGCCUGUCCCUGGAAAAGAAGCUGCUCUCUCAGCAUCUCAAACAGUUGCUGUCGCGACAAGCCUUAACCAAGAAGCUGUACAAACGUUACGCCUUCCUGCGCUGUGAGGAGGAGAAGGAGCAGUUCCUCUUCCAUUUGCUCUCUCUCAAUGCUGUUGACUACUUCUGCUUCACCAGUGUCUUCACCACCAUCAUGAUCCCAUACAGAGUCGUCAUCAUCCCCAUCAAGAAGCUGAGCAACGCUAUGACCACAUCCAACCCCUGGGUGUGCGUCUCAGGGGAACUGGGAGACUCGGGCAUCAUGCAGAUCCCCAAGAACGUAUUAGAAAUGACCUUUGAUUCUGCUUUCAGGCCUCACACGCACAUCUCUGCCAUAUUCAAGUGUCAGAACCUGGGGAAGCUCACCACGGUGCAGCUGGGUCACGAUAAUGCCGGCCUCCUGGCUAAAUGGUUGGUGGACUGUGUGAUGGUGCGGAACGAGAUCACAGGACACACCUACAGGUUCCCCUGCGGUCGAUGGCUCGGUAAGGGUGUGGAUGACGGCAGCCUGGAAAGGGUCCUAAUCGGGGAAUUAGUGUUGCCCAGCGGAGAGGAUGAUUCUGCAAGGGCCUGCCGUACACCCCCGCUACAGCGUUCACCUUCCCAGGGCAGACGCAUCAGCAUCACAUCGCUCACCGGACGAGAUACCAAGCUGAACUCAGCACAAAUCCAAGAGGGGAUUGGGGAGGCAGUGAACAACAUCAUCAAACACUUCCACAAACCAGAGAAAGAGAGAGGCAGUCUGACUGUUCUGCUGUGCGGCGAGAAUAGCUUGGUCGCGGCUCUGGAACAGUUCUUCCAUCACGGCUUCAAAUCUGCCAGGCUCUUCCAGAAGACUGUGUUUGUGUGGGACUUUGUGGAGAAGGCUGUUGCCUACAUGGAGUCAGCUGACCAGGUGGGAGACCUUCAGGAGACCACUGAGGCCAUGAAGAUGACCUGUCAGUCACUCUGUCAUUACUUCAAUGCGAUCAACUCCACCUCCAGAAACAUCGGCAAGGACGGAAAGUUCCAGUUGUUAGUCUGCCUCGGAGCCAGAGACCGCCUGCUGCCCCAGUGGCUCCCCCUGCUCGUGGAAUGUCCAGUGAUCCUGCAGAUGUAUGAGGACACAGCAAUGCUCAGAGACCCUUCCACUCUCAAUACCCUUAUUAGCGUCCUUGAGGCUCUGCACGACUUCUCCAUCACACUGGAAGCCUCGCUGGUCAAAGGCAUCAACCUUUAGCUCCACAGGACUGGUUAAUUUUCUGUCCUCCUCUUCAGUUCACUCUGUCCGUCUAACUGUUAGCUCCUUGGCCUUGUGAUUAGAUGGAUGAUAAGGUUUGGAGGACAUUAAAUUGAAAGGACAAUUUGGAAACCAAAGCAAUAAGUUCCACAUGUUCUCAUGUUGCUUGAUUCUUCAUGGGAGACGUUAAAAUUUGUGGGUGACCCAUGAGCUUGGAUGCAGUAUUUCCACUCUUCCUGUGAAUUUCAAAGACUAUUUAAACAAAAGGUCAGACCAAGGAUCUGUAGUUUUUUACUUGAUGAACUAAUGCUGUUCAUCACAGUGCACAGGUUUCUGCAGACAUAUCAGCUUUUAGAAGCACUUCCUGCCUUCCAUGUAUCCUUUGUUAUUUCAGUACACUUGGAAAAUGACUGUUUGGCUUCCUGCUCACAUUAAACUCAAGCUGCAAGUCAAAAAUCUGUUCCAAAAAGACUUUUGC
Pundamilia nyererei is the source of this 4782-nucleotide messenger RNA. Its product is annotated as DENN domain-containing protein 5B-like. Lineage: Eukaryota; Metazoa; Chordata; Actinopteri; Cichliformes; Cichlidae. The coding region runs from base 234 to 4304 and encodes 1356 amino acids. The transcript is spliced from 24 exons. Gene Ontology annotation, molecular function: small GTPase binding; guanyl-nucleotide exchange factor activity. The record is from RefSeq and is a predicted model, not a curated record.